This is a messenger RNA of Stomoxys calcitrans (stable fly), 11878 nucleotides long. It is a transcript of the gene LanA, whose product is annotated as laminin subunit alpha. Bases 211 to 11418 code for a protein of 3735 amino acids. Gene Ontology annotation, biological process: cell adhesion; regulation of cell migration; regulation of embryonic development. The record is from RefSeq and is a predicted model, not a curated record. Gene Ontology annotation, molecular function: signaling receptor binding. The transcript is spliced from 12 exons. NCBI's taxonomy places the organism in Eukaryota, Metazoa, Arthropoda, Insecta, Diptera, Muscidae.
GCCAUCCAGUGCGGUUGCGAUGGUCUCCUAAAAAGAAAUACAAGCGAAAAGUGAAAGUGCAAUAAAAAGUGAAAAACAAAAAAAAAAGGAUAAAAGAAAUUAAUUAAUUUAAAUAUAUAAGAAUAAGGACAUUUCGAAAGGACUCUUCAAGGAUUAAGUGUUUUUUUAAAAAAAAAAAAACUAAAAUAGUUCUCAAUCCACUCACAGAUAAUGGGGUCUAGCCGCAUAGCCCCCUUGCUUGUGUGGCUGGCGGGAGUUGUGCUGGUGUUGGAGAUAACAGUUCCAUCUAAUGCUGAACUAACGCCGCCAUAUUUUAAUUUGGCUACCGGACGAAAAAUCUAUGCUACAGCAACAUGCGGUAGUGACACCGAUGGGCCCGAGUUGUAUUGCAAGCUGGUCGGUGCCAAUACAGAAAACGAUCCCUUUGAUUAUUCGGUUAUACAGGGUCAGGUCUGUGAUUACUGUGAUCCCACCAUACCCGAAAAGAAUCAUUCGCCUGAACAUGCCAUUGACGGCACCGAACAAUGGUGGCAAAGUCCUCCACUGUCUCGUGGCAUGAAAUUUAAUGAAGUCAACUUAACCAUCGAUUUUGGCCAGGAAUUCCAUGUUGCCUAUUUGUUCAUACGUAUGGGUAAUUCACCACGUCCCGGCCUAUGGACUUUGGAAAAAUCCAGCGAUUAUGGCAAAACCUGGACGCCAUGGCAACAUUUCUCCGACACACCCGCCGAUUGUGAGACCUAUUUCGGCAAAGACACCUAUAAACCCAUAACCAAAGAUGACGAUGUCAUUUGCACGACUGAAUAUUCGAAAAUUGUACCUCUCGAGAAUGGUGAAAUUCCUGUUAUGUUGCUUAAUGAACGUCCCUCAUCGACCAAUUAUUUCAACUCGUCGGUUUUGCAAGAAUGGACACGAGCCACCAAUGUUCGUAUUCGCCUGUUGCGCACCAAGAAUUUGUUGGGCCAUUUGAUGUCGGUGGCACGUCAGGAUCCUACGGUCACUCGCCGCUAUUUCUAUUCGAUCAAAGAUAUUUCCAUUGGUGGGCGUUGUAUGUGCAACGGCCAUGCCGACACCUGCGACGUCAAAGAUCCCAAGAGUCCUGUGCGUAUUUUGGCUUGUCGCUGUCAGCAUCGUACCUGUGGCAUUCAGUGUAACGAAUGUUGUCCCGGAUUCGAGCAAAAGAAGUGGCGACAGAACACCAAUGCCCGACCUUUUGAGUGUGAACCUUGCAAUUGUCAUGGCCACACAAACGAGUGUAUCUACGAUGAGGAGAUCGAUCGCAAGAGCCUUUCACUGGAUAUCCAUGGACGGUAUGAAGGUGGUGGGCGCUGCUUGAAUUGUCAACACAAUACCGAGGGCAUUAACUGCAACACGUGCAAGGCGAAAUACUAUCGACCAUCUGGAAAGUUCUGGAAUGAGACUGACGUGUGCCAUCCUUGUCAGUGCGACUAUUUCUUCUCCACUGGCCAUUGCGAAGAGGAAACCGGUAGGUGCGAAUGUCGCAAAGCCUUUCAGCCACCAGACUGUAAAUCGUGCGCCUACGGCUACUAUGGCUAUCCCAGUUGCCGAGAGUGCGAGUGUAAUCUCAAUGGCACCGAUGGCUAUCAUUGCGAAGCUGUCAAUGGCGAGUGUCCUUGCAAAAUUAAUUUCGCUGGCCACUAUUGUAAACAGUGUGCCGAGGGCUAUUAUGCCUUCCCGGAGUGCAAGGCAUGCGAAUGUAACAAGAUCGGUUCGAUCAGCAAUGAUUGCGACCUGACAAGUGGCCAGUGUAAAUGUUUGAGCAAUUUCGGUGGCGAACGUUGCGAGCGUUGCAAACAUGGUUACUUCAACUACCCGAAAUGUGAAUAUUGCGAUUGCGAUGUGCAAGGCACAGUAGAGGAAGUCUGUAACAAGGAGAACGGUCAGUGCAUUUGCCGUGAAGGAUUUGGUGGGCCUCGUUGUGACCAAUGUUUGCCCGGCUAUUACAAUUAUCCCGAUUGCAAGCCUUGCAACUGCUCGGCCACUGGAAGUACAGCCAUUACCUGUGACAAUUCGGGCAAGUGUAACUGUCUCGCCAACUUUGCCGGCAAACAAUGCAUGCAGUGCAGUGCUGGCUACUUCAAUUAUCCAGAAUGUCUUCCUUGUAAUUGCGACGUUCAUGGGUCGGUGGGCGUCACUUGCAACUCCGAUGGCCAGUGUUUGUGCCAUGCUAACUUUGACGGGAAACUCUGCGACAGCUGCAAAGAGGGCUUCUAUAAUUUCCCCAGCUGUGAGGAUUGCAAUUGCGAUCCGGCUGGCGUGAUUGACAAAUUUGCUGGCUGCGGUUCAGUGCCGGUGGGAGAACUGUGUCAAUGCAAAGAACGCGUCACUGGUCGCAUUUGCAACGAAUGCCUGCCACUGUUCUGGAAUUUGAAUAUCUCAAAUCCCGAUGGCUGUGAGGUGUGUGAUUGCUGGUCCGACGGUACCAUUGGUACGUUGGACACCUGCGAUUCGAAGACGGGCCAAUGUACUUGCAAACCCCACACCGACGGGCGUACUUGCAAUGAUUGCAAGGAUGGCACAUACGAUUUGGAUGGGUCCUCGCUGUUUGGCUGCAAGGACUGUAAUUGUGAUGUGGGUGGCUCGUGGAAGAGCGAGUGCGAUAAAAUAACGGGACAAUGUAAAUGCCACCCACGUGUAACCGGCCGAGACUGUACCCAACCCUUGACGACGCAUUUCUUCCCUACCUUGCACCAAUUUCAGUAUGAGUACGAAGACGGCUCCCAGCCCUCGGGUGCCAAGGUACGCUACCAGUACGACGAUGAAGUGUUUCCGGGAUACAGCAGCAAAGGUUAUGCCGUCUUCAAUGACAUCCAGAACGAAGUGCGCUACGAAUUGACCGUAUUCAAGUCCUCGGUGUAUCGCAUUGUCAUCCGUUAUGUCAACACGAAUGAGUUCAAUGUGACGGCUAGCAUCUUGGUGCAAUCGGAAAAUCCUUUGGAAGUCGACCAAAAUGUUAAGGUCCUGCUUCGACCUACAACCUCACCGCAAUUUGUCACCGUUGCCGGAGAGAAGGGCAAGAAACCGUCCGCUGUAGUUCUGGAUCCUGGCAAAUACAUAUUCACCACUAAAUGCAACAAGAAUGUUAUGUUGGACUACUUCGUUCUGCUGCCGGCUGCUUAUUACGAGGCCUCAAUUUUAACUCGCAAAAUUCUGAACCCUUGCGAACUUGAAAACAUGGAAUUGUGCAGACACUAUAAGUAUCCCUCAGUGGAAGAUUUCAAACCCUCUAGGCAGCCGUACGUGCCAAAUGCUAGGGGCAAGCCUACAAAUCCCUUGGAUUUCUACAACGAUCCCGAGCACUUGACAAUUGUCAAUCAUGUUGGUGAUAUACCCAUGAUUACAGCAGGCCAGCAGGAGUUGUACUACAACAUGGAUAUUCCGCACAGCGGAAAGUACAUAUUCGUCAUUGAUUAUGUGAGUGAACGUCAGCAUGCUGAACCUGGAUUUAUCCAGCUACGCGUUGGUAACGACAGGGAUAACUAUGGCUCGACCACUGUUUAUCCUUGUCUGUACUCCAUGGCCUGCCGCACCCCCAUUAUCGACGACCAGAUACGGGAAAAGGUGUUCUACCUCAACAAAGACGAAGAUAAGCCUGUGGUCGUCUAUGCCGACUUUGAGGGCGAAGAUAGUGUGGCAAUCAUAUCCGUUACCGCAAUACCUGUCGACCAAUGGUCAACGGACUACAUCAACCCAAGUCCCGUUUGUGUGAUGAGCAACAAUCAAUGUGCUGCCCCGAAAUUCAGAUCGGUUCCCGACUCGAAAAAGAUCGAGUUCGAAAGUGAUCAUGAGGACAGAAUAUCUUCGACAAAGCCACCAUACGCUGUCCUAGAUGAAAAGGUUAAACUUAUUCACCUGGAUAACAAGAUGGAGUCCACCAUUGUCAUUGAGUCCAGGGUCUCCGAGCCCGGACGCUAUGUGGUGUUGGUUAAAUAUUAUCAGCCUGAUCAUCCCAAAUACAAGGUGAUGUACACCAUGACCGCUGGCAAAAACCAAUACGAUGGCAAGUUCGAGAUAAGCCAUUGCCCCUCUAGUUCGGGAUGCCGCGGGGUAAUCCGACCAAAUGGCGACGAGUGGUUCGACAUUGAGGAUGAGUUCAAGUUUACCAUAACCAACAACAGGCCCCAGGGAGUGUGGCUCGAUUAUUUGGUUGUGGUUCCGGUGGAUCAGUACAACGAUGACCUUUUGGAGGAGGAGACUUUCGAUCAAACAAAGGAGUUCAUUAAGGAAUGUGGCCAAGACCAUUUCUACAUCACACACAAUGCUUCGGACUUCUGCAAGAAGGCGGUCUUCUCUCUGACAUCAGACUACAACAGUGGCGCCUUACCCUGCAACUGCAACUACGCAGGCUCCACUAGUUUCGAGUGUCAUCCGUUCGGUGGCCAGUGUGAGUGUAAGCCCAAUAUAAUUGAACGACAAUGCGGCGCCUGCAAAACCGGCUACUAUGGCUUCCCAGACUGCAAGCCCUGCGACUGCCCCAGCACUGCAAUGUGCGAGCCCAAUACGGGAGAGUGUGUUUGUCCACCCAACGUUAUGGGAGAGUUGUGUGACAAAUGCGCACCAAACACCUACGGAUUCCAUCAGAUCAUCGGCUGUGAACCUUGCGAAUGCAAUUACCUGGGCAUUGCCAAUGGCAAGACCCAAUGUGACGCGUUCAAUGGCAGCUGCGAGUGCCGUAAUAAUAUUGAGGGAAGAGCCUGUGACGAGUGCAAGAACGGAUUCUUUGAUUUCCCACAGUGUGAGCAGUGUACGUGCAGCAUUGCGGGCACUGAAUUGGAGGUUUGCGACAAAAUGGACGGCACCUGCUUCUGUAAGAAACAUGCCGUUGGCCGUGAUUGCGAUCAGUGUGUGGAGGGCACCUACAACCUGCGCGAGUCAAACCCCGACGGCUGCACCAGCUGUUUCUGCUUCGGCAAGACGUCACGCUGCGACAGUGCUUAUCUGAAGGUCUACAAUGUCAGCCUGCUGCGGAAGGUGUCCCUCAAUACGGCUGUGUUCCAGGCCCAAACUAUUAGUUUCUCCAUUUGGGAAAUUCCUCCCGAGGACUUGAUGGCCAAUGAAACUAUGCUGCAGGCCGACUUCUCAUUGAACGAAAUCGACAGCGAUGCCAUUGUCUACUUUGGCGUUCUGGAUUACUUGAUGAACCAGAAUAGUCAUAUUUCCGCCUACGGGGGGGAACUGGGCUACUCCCUGUAUUACACCACAGGAUUGUCGGGUAAGCCCAUAUCAGCGCCCGAUGUAAUUCUCUUUGGCAAGGAUUAUGUGUUGGUCCAUCAGAGUUACGAGCAGCCUUCCAGUAAUCAGGUGUUCAAGAACCGCGUGGAAAUGGUGGAAUCGAACUUCUUAACCCAGGAUGGGAAACCCGUCAGUCGGGCCGACUUCAUGAUGACAUUGAGAAACCUGCACAUGAUCUACAUUCGGGCUAACUAUUGGGAACAGACAUUGCUUUCGCAACUGUCCGAUGUCUAUCUGACGCUGGCGGAUGAGGCUGACGAGGAGGACGACGGCCGCAUGAACGGUUAUUCCUUCUUGGCUGUCGAAAGAUGUCAAUGCCCCCCCGGCUACACUGGGCUGUCCUGUGAAGAUUGUGCUCCCGGCUACUAUCGCGACACAUCGGGCCCGUAUGGUGGCUACUGCAUUCCUUGCGAGUGCAACGGUCACGCCGAGACAUGUGAUUGUGCCACGGGCGUUUGUCAAAACUGUCAGCAUUCUACCACCGGCGAUCAUUGUGAAAUGUGCAUAGAGGGUUACUAUGGCAACGCCACCUAUGGCUCCCCCCACGACUGCAUGAUUUGUGCUUGCCCCCUGCCCAUACCUAGCAACAACUUUGCAACAGGCUGUGAGAUUUCCGAGUCUGGCGACAAGAUUCACUGUGAAUGCAAGCCUGGCUACACUGGACCUAAGUGCGAAUCCUGCUCAAAUGGAUAUUAUGGCAAUCCCCAAAUACCUGGCGACUACUGCAAACCGUGCGAUUGCUCUGGCAACAUCAAUCUGUCCGAGCCUGGCUCAUGCGAUACCAUAACCGGCGAAUGUUUGAGGUGUUUGAACAACACCUCGGGUGCAGCAUGUAACCUCUGCGCCCCCGGAUUCUACGGCGAUGCUAUCAAACUGAAGAACUGCCAGACGUGUGAUUGCGAAGAACUUGGAACAUUGGAAUGUGAUCCCUUCGAGGGUAGCUGCAAAUGCCAUGACAAUGUGAUUGGAGAUCGCUGUGACCAAUGUAAGCCGGACCAUUAUGGCUACGAUUCUGGAGUGGGAUGUCGCUCUUGCGAUUGCGGUAUUGCUUCGAACACCACACAAUGCGACGAGCACACCGGCAAGUGUGCGUGCAAAACGGGUGUGACAGGAAGACAAUGCGACAGAUGUGCAACGGAUCACUGGAACUACUCCAAAGAAGGCUGUACACCUUGCAACUGCAAUCAAGGCUACUCGAGAGGCUUUGGUUGCAACCCCUUCACCGGCCAAUGCGAAUGCUUGCCCGGUGUCAUUGGCGACCGAUGUGAUAACUGCCCCCACAGAUGGGUGUUGAAGAAGGAUGAAGGCUGCUUUGAGUGCGACAACUGUCACCAUGCCCUGCUCGAUGUCACCGACCGUUUGCGCUAUCAGAUAGAUCCGGUGGUAAACGAGUUCCAGUCAAUUGCAUUGGCUUUCUUCACCAGCCAGAAGCUGAACUACUUUGAGAACUUGACCGACUCCAUUGCCCCCGAAGUUCAGAAUUUGGAUCCCAAGAGUGUGAAUUUGGAACCUUCGAGACUAGCGGUUGCCGAGGUCGAAAAUGAAGCCAAGCAAUACGCCAAACAGGUUAACAUGACAUUGGAUAAUGCCGAAGACAGCCGCGACAAGGCUAGCGGCCUGCUGCAGAAUGUGACCGGUCUCAGCGACUUGGUGGCCAUGAGUGUGAACGACGCUGACAACGCUAUUUAUGCCGUAGACGCUUUAUCGCGCAACCUUGAGACUGCUGCUAGCACUAAAAUUGAUUCCGCUUUGAGAGAUGCCCAGGAUCUUCUGCAACAAAUAAACGAAACAUCCAUUGACUUGGAGCGCAACGAUUUGGUAUUGAAGAAGGCCACAGAGCUGCUAAGUGAGAUCAGUGUCGUUAUUCAGCCUAUUAGAAUGCAAAAUAGGUCGUUGGAAGCUUUGAAGCACGACAUCGGCGAGUUCAGUGACAAGCUCGAAGAUCUCUACAACUGGAGCCAUAUUGCCACGGACAUGGCCAUCGAAGUGGCGCGUAAAAACAACGAGAACAAGCAGGAGUUUGAAGAUUCAAAGUUCGACACUGUCAGCGACCAGCAAAAAGAGGCCGAGAAGAAUAUUAAGGAUGCCGCUGAUUUGAGAAUCAAUGGAAUGUUAGGUUUGACAAACAUUGACGAAAAACUUGGUGACCUCGGCGUUGUGCUGGACAACUUGAGGGAUCUCAACAAGCAAAUUGACGACGCUCUGCCCAAUAUGUGGGCCGAACAUUUGGAUGCGAAAAAUCUGACAAUUCUUGCCGAGUUCAGGGCCUUGGAAUUAACAAGGAGAGCCCAGGACUUAUCUGAACAAUACGCAGAGCUUACUGCAUCGUCAGAGCCAGCAAUUAAAGCUGCCACUGCUUACAGCGGCAUUGUUGACGCCGUAAUGUCCGCUCAGCAGUUCACCAAAGAAGCAAAAUUUGCUGCAGGAAAUGCCACAGAAAUGACGGAGGGUAUUGAGGGCCUUGCUGGCCAAGCUGACAAAGACUCCGCCGAGUUACUCCAAGGAGCUAGGGGGUCGCUGCACAAGGUUCAAAGUGAACUGGAACCCCGUCUGAACGCAUCUGCUGCACAGGUUGAGGCCAUCUCCAAGCUUAAUGAAAAUACGGAGAAGAGAUUGGCCGACAUCAAUACCUUAAUGAAGGCUCUUCCCGCCGACUCACAAAGAGAUAUGUGGAAGAACUCCAAUACGAAUGCCACAGAUGCUCUCGAGAUCAUGGAGGAGGUGUUGACAAUUCUGCAGCCUGUAGUGAAGCAAACACCCAAAGAGUUGGAAAAAGCCCGUAACAUUUCUAAAGACAUCGACUCCACAAACAAAGACAUUAGUCAUGUUCAGAAUCAAUUGGACAGCGUGGAAGAUUCGAUCCCCUCUCUGUUGGAGUUGGCCAACACUGUAGAAGAGCAGCAGGCCGAAGUUGAAAGAACUGCGCAGAAUGUAGGCGAGGAAAUUGAAAACUUGAAGCGUCAAAUUGAAACGGCCCGCCAAAAAGCCAAUGACAUUAAGGUGGGUGUAAAGUUCGGCGCUAGCACUGUUCUAGAAUUGAAAGCUCCCGAAACGCUGCCCUUGUUGGCCACACAAACAAAGGUGUCCACUUACUUCAAAACCAGUAACCCCGACGGUUUCCUGCUCUUCUUGGGCAAUGACAAUAAGACCUCUUCGCCCUCCCCCACCGCCUCCAAAAACAAUGACUUCAUGGCCUUGGAAAUAGUUGGCGGCUAUCCGAUCCUAACCAUUGACUUAGGCAAUGGCCCCGAACGUAUCACGAAUCCGAAAUAUGUGGCCAACGACGAAUGGUACCAAGCAAUUGUUGAUCGUACCGGACCCAAUGUGAAGUUGAUCAUACGCGAAGAGCUGGACAACAAGACAGUAGCGAAUCAUGUGAAAGAAGAGGUCCUACUGGGGGCCAAUAAUGUCUUCAACGUGGAUCGCAAUAGUCGCCUGUUUGUCGGUGGUUUGCCACCACCCGCCGAUUUUGCUCCUCCCGAGGACAUUCGUACCAGCUCAUUUGUUGGUGAUAUGGAAGAUCUGCGCAUUGGAGACGAACACGUGGGAUUGUGGAACUUUGUCAAUGGGGAAUCGAACAAUCAGGGCGCCUUCCCACGCAACAAAUUGAUUACCGACGAAGUCCCGCCCACGGGCUAUCGUUUCAAUGGCAAUGGCUAUGUGGCACUCAAGGCGACGCAGUUUAACUUCAAGCAAAGGUCCAGCAUCAAAUUCAGCUUCAAGGCUGCCAAGGACACAAAAGAUGGUCUGCUAUUCUUCUAUGGGCGCAAUAAUCAGUUCAUGUCGGUGGAAAUGGCGGACGGUGCCAUAUUCUUCCGCUACAAGUUGGGCGACCACACGGUGUCGACAGGAACCAGCGACAAGUUCAAUGACAACCAGGUGCAUCAUGUGGUGGCCGAGCGAGAUGGUCGUCGCGGCCUGCUUAAGGUCGAUGAUAUGCUCCUCAUACAAGAGACUGUGCCUGACCACGUGGACGACACCUUGCCCGCCUUGAAACGCAUGUUCUUCGGCGGCUUCCCAGGCAAGCGAAACAACACCCUUAUCGUAGAGCAGAACUUUGAUGGUUGCAUUGAUGACGUCACAAUUUCGGGCAUCAAAGUGGAUUUGGGCCAGCACAUCAAUGCAGUUGGCGUUAAGCCUGGCUGCCCCAAAAAGUACUCCACCGUAUUGGCCUAUGCACCAUAUGAGCACGGCUAUCUGAAGGCCAACAACAUCAGCUCGGAUAACAACUUAAAUAUUCACAUGAAAUUCAAGACACGGCAAAAGGAUGGCAUCCUCCUGUAUGGAACCAACCACGAUCAAAGCUCUACCAUCAGUCUGACAUUAAAUGAUGGUUUCCUAGUUUUGCGCAGUAUGGAUGAGGAGUUAGUGUCGGACAUGCGUCGCCUCAAUGAUGGCGAAGAACAUGUUGUAACAAUUCUUCACGAUGACACCCAAUUGCGAUUAUCCAUCGAUGAUGUGGAGGACAAACGAUUGCCUCAUCGCCCUGACGCCUUGUACAUAUCGGCAGGAUCCAUAUUCUUCGGAGGUCUACCCGAAGACUUUGUUCCCGUAAGGAAUGCUCUGCCGAAUCAAGCCUACUUUGUGGGUUGCAUUAGCGAUGUAACUGCCAAUGGACAAAUCAUCAAUUUUGCUGACAGCAUAGAAAAGAAGAACGGAAAUAUAAACAAUUGUCCGAGUGACAUCUUAGCCUAUGAUGUAAGCGCAGUGCCCAUAUACUAUCCCAAUGCGCAGAAUCAAUUGAUCAAAAAACCCAAUGCGACGGUGAUACACACGGUACCUCCUACCCAAGCACCGGCAGUGAUCACAACACCACCCACCAAACCAACUUAUAUGCCGCCAACCAAGGCUGUGGAGGCCACAACAACCUCUACCACGAGUACAACGACGACGACCUCAACAACGACCACAACUACCAGGAGGCCAUUCGUUGAGCCUAAAAUUAUCGAUGAGGAUGAGAACAAAAUCGAUACUCCCCUCACUCGCAAGCCAGAUAUUGCGCGUGAGUUGAAUUUACCGGAAGACUUGCGCUGCAAGUUGCCCACAAAUCCCAAUUACGAUGUGGAUUUCUCCGAAGCUGGCUAUCGUUUCUUCUCGUAUCGAGAGCAGCGAUUGGAAAUUCCAAACUCGCACUCCAAAUUGGGUGAAAACUACGACAUUACGUUAAGCUUCCGCACCGCGGAGGAAAAUGGUGUUCUCUUCUAUGCCCACGAUAGGCAUCACAGCGACUUUAUAGCCGUGUACUUAACAGAGGGCUUAGUGGCUCAUACCGUGCGCCUAGGUGCACAGGUAUUCGAGGUGAACAGUACCAAUGAAUUAAAUGAUGGAGAGUGGCACACUGUACAGUUCAUCAGAUCGCAGCGCACCAUGAGUCUCUACAUUGACGACGAGUUGCAAACUCCCACGCACAGCUUGGAGGACCCCAGCAUUCACAUUAACAACAUGGUAUUCCCACUGUAUGUUGGUGGCGUGCCGAAACACAUCGAGGAAACCGUUUACAUGAACAUCAACUACAAGGACAUAGCCAAGUACUUCAAUGGCUGCCUGCGAGAUUUCAAGUUCAAUGGCAAGUCUCUGCAGAAAGAACCUCAGACAUUCUUUGUGGUGCCCUGUUCGGAGCAGGUUGAAUCGGGCCUGUUCUUCAAUAAGCCCACUGGAUUCGUGAAGCUCUUCGAACGUUUCACUGUGGGAACAGAUUUCAGUUUGAGCUUCGACUUCCGUCCCAGAGAGCCGGAUGGUCUUCUGUUCUCCGUCCAUGGUAAGAGCUCCUAUUUGGUAUUGGAGCUGGUGGACAACCAGUUGUGGUUCAAAGUCAAAUCCGACGCCAAGAAUACCAUCACUACCAUUUACACACUGCCCGACAACGGCAGCUUCUGCGACGGCAAGUGGCGCAAUGUGCAAGCAGUCAAAUCGAAAUUCGUCAUAACCAUCUCGGUGGAUUGGAUUUCGGCCAAGCCAGGUGUGGGCCUGGAAGGAUCUACCGUAACGAAGACCAACCGACCCAUGUUCAUGGGUGGCCAUCAAGCCUUCAAUAAGGUGCCCGGCUUGAAGACUCGCAAGACAUACAAGGGUUGCAUACGCAAUGUCCAGGUCAAUAAGCGGCCGGUUAAAAUAACUCCCAACCUCAUACAUGGUGAGAUCUGGAAGGAUGUCUGUCCCCUGAAUUAGGGUGGUGAAAUCGAUGAAACGAACUAUGCUUAACGAAUGCUGGAUCUUUGAUUAUUGACCCAACGAAACGAAACGAUGCUGAGGAUAGCCUUUAUCGCCAAGAGAAGACAGAGAGGGAUAGAGAGAGGCAGUCCCUUAAUAAACCAUUUUUAUAUCUUAUCCACUAUUCAUUUUCCCAUUCGCUUUAGAGGGGAAGUUCCAUUGCCAUGGAUCGCUAAACCUCCAGGCGAUUAUCUACCGCCUUCUACAUUUCUUAUAUCACCAAUAAACCGUGGGUUUCAAAUGAAUUGUGCAGGGUGUGAGAGAGAGAGGGAGUAAACCUCCAUCCGAAAUACGAUUCAUUUCUCACGCGUUUUCUUUAAGAAACUUAAUUUUUGUUUUAUUUCACUCUUAAAUGCUUUCAUAUGUGCCAAAAUAUUUUUAUUUUUAAUUUCAAUAAAGAACAAUUGCAAGUCAAUAA